GCUGCUCGCUCUGCCCCGGCGCCCGCCUGCCUCCCUCCUCUCGUCGCCUCGCAGCAGCCCGGGCUCCGCCGAGUCAAAGCGCGGAUCAGGUUCCCUGCCUCCAGUAUAAAAAUCUCGGCGAGAAACCUCCUGCGGGAGAGAGAGACGGGGCGCGGGCGGAGCGGGGCGUGAGACGGCGGCCGGCGAGCCCGUCCGUGGGGAAGCGAAGGGACGCGCGGCGGCCGCACCAGCCGCUGGUCACCGGGGACGGUCGCUGCUCGCCCCUUUCAGCUGCGCAAGAAGAGCUUUUUGACGCCCGAAAAUGCAACAGCAACAACAGCAACGUCGGAUGUUCACAGCUGCCCUCCUGGCACUUGUUUUCAUUCUGGCAGCUGUGAGUACCACCGAGGCCGGCAAAAAAGAGAAACCAGAGAAAAAGGCGAAGAAGUCUGACUGUGGGGAAUGGCAGUGGAGUGUCUGUGUCCCCACCAAUGGUGACUGUGGUCUGGGGACACGUGAGGGCACUCGCACUGGAGCUGAGUGCAAACAAACCACCAAGACUCAGAAGUGUAAGAUUCCCUGCAACUGGAAGAAGCAAUUUGGAGCGGAGUGCAAAUACCAGUUCCAAGCCUGGGGAGAAUGUGACUUGAAUACGGCCCUGAAGACUCGAACUGGAAACCUAAAGAGAGCCCUUCACAAUGCUGACUGCCAGAAGACUGUCACAAUCUCAAAGCCCUGUGGGAAGCUUACCAAACCCAAACCUCAAGAAUCCAAGAAGAAGAAAAAGGAAGGCAAGAAACAAGAGAAGAUGCUGGAUUAAUGGAGUCAACUUGGGCAAUUUGAGAAAGGGACAUCAGCAAACAUGAUCAGUUAACAGUUUCAUUUAUACCUAGGCAUUUUAUCCUAAAAUUAUUUAUAGCUUAAUGGUACCAUAGAAGGAAACAAGCAAACACAGAAAAAAAAAAUCCUUUUUUAUUACUUUAGUAUUUUUAAUGUAUAACCCUAACAACAACUUUUAGAGGCCUGUAAUAAAGACUCCAAACUCAUUUAGAAAAUUAUUUUUAUUGUAUAUUGAACAAUGUAGACCUUUUUAAAAUAUUUUUUUUCUCAAGUCUUGCCAUAGGUCUCAAUCUGGUAAUUAGUCCAUACAAGCAGAACCUGAGCCCGUGUGGAGCUCUGCUGAAGCCAGUAUGAAUACAGGACUCUGGCUGGAUGCAUUUAUAUUUAAGACUGGGACCUUAUAUCUAAAAAAACCUGAGGCUUGUUUCUUAAUUUCUGAUUACAUCUAGAUAAGUCUAUGAAAUUGUUUGUUUAAGGGAAGGAUGGGGGCAUUUUGUUUAGUAUUUACAAAUACAAAAUUUUCUUGGAUUUGUGGUGAAUGUUCAUUCCAAGAUGUCACCAUUUGCUGAUAAAACCCAGUAACACUCCUUUCCUUGGCCAUGUUUUGGAUGUUGGCAGUAAAUCUGAAAUCUUUCAAUGGCUGAACGUAGAAGAGUCCUAAUUUUUCAUUAUUUUCUAGCAAUGAUUUUUCCAAGUGGAAUAAUAGCAAAACUUUCCAUUUUUUAACAUGUCAGUGUUGAGGUAGUGUCCUCUGUUUUACCUAUAAGAGCUGAAAAAUGCUUUAUUUUAUUUGUUUAUUUUGCCAGAAGGGAGAAUAACCUUUUCAUAAAAGAUCUAGUUGAAAUUGUUGUGAUUCUGCCUGACCCAGCUCCCUUUUUUAUCAGUGGCAAUCUUCCUGUUUAUUUUAAUUAUAGCUGGUUGAAAAAUAGUAUGUCUGGUGGGAAAUAACAGAAGAAAUCUGUUUAGAAACUGCCAGAGGUAGUUCAUAAUUUUGAUCAAAAAGGGACAACUUGUGGGACUUGAAACAAAUAGGAAUGAAAUGAAAUUUUGUUUCUCUAUUAGUAAAACAGAAAGGAAAUACAAAAGCAGUACCUUUUGCUUUCUUUCAUUUUUACAUAAGCAAAAAGACCUUGGAAAAACUCAGUCAACAUAACAAUAGUUGGGAUUUUUUAUUAAAUAGUCUGCGGGGGGGGAAGGGGGGAAGGAAAAAUAUAGCCAGCUCGUUUUCAGUUUUGUUCAAUUUUACCUAAUCUAAAUGAGUCUGAGUCCUGAGAAAAGUCACAAAGUAGAAAAAAACCUGGAAAAGCACUGGUCUGUCCCAAGCUAAAGGGUUGUUUAACAAGCUGACAACCAGCAGACCAAAAUUUUUAGAUGAAACCUAAGGGAUUUCAGUACCCAAACUAAGUUCAAAAUCAUUGCUUCUAAAUUCUAAAUCUUUAAAUUCAACAGCAAGAAAUAAGCUUUGCUACUUGUGUAGGCUGCAGGCUUGCCUGCUGCUCAAGAGGAAUAGUCUCCCUUGUACUCCUGCAUGGUAUCCACUGACUUCAGCAAAGCUGCAGCAGGGUGUGUUAUGUCUGAGUAAAUCACAGGGCUCUCUUGGGAUUAGCUUGUAGACAAGCAGAGAGUCUUUGUCCAGACUAACAUCACUACUGUUUUCUAUGCAAGAACUUUAUAACAAUUGCAGAGCUUGCCCUCUUUUUUCUCACAUGGAGGGUACGGCUGAUCCGGACUCCCGGUGAGGCAAGUCCUUCUGUAGAUGUUCCCAAACACUUCUGAAGCCAGCUAGCCAAGGCUGCACAUAGCUUAAGGUAGACUAGACUCACAAUUAUCUCCCAGAUUCCCUGGGUGUGUCUUACAGUCUGUGUUGAUGUCCUUGUUAAUUUGACUAUGCUGUUAGACAUACCUGAGCCCCAGGUGCAGUUAAAAAAUGUCCCCCACAUGUGGUGGAUGUGCAAUGACCAAAUCUAAAAUCACAAAGGCUCAUAUUUAGGUGGUUCUGGGUGCUAUUUGGUUUGUUCAUGGUAUAAUCAGGUCUACCUGUGCUUGUGCCUCAGAUUUAAACUAGUGGGAUGGUAGGUCUGAUUGAAAGCAAAGGGAGAAAGAAACUUUUUCACUCACCAAAGGUUUGUCUGUCUAAAUGCUGCAUCAGUUCACUUAAAGUGGUUCAGCUUUGAGUGCAAACACUGUUGCACCAUUGUCUUACACUGGUUAAUCUAGUCCAUGUUUCAUAGGGAGCUGGCAGGAAUUUGGAAUGAUGCUGAGACCAACACUUUGACUAUCUUUUAGUCAAAAUCUUAGAUGUGACUUCUAAUUUCCAACUUUGUGAGUAAGAAGAAAAGUUCCCCUGUGUUCCCUCUGAUGCCUUAUGGCCCUUUUGUUUAACUGCCCAUCUGGCUUGUUAAAGGAACAUUCCUAAUAGUUUUUGAAGGAGGCCAGUCAAGUUCCUAUGGUGAUAUAGGGCCUUCAUGGGGAGAGUUUACAGAAAACAAAGAAACAAAACAAAAAAAUACCAUGUUAGGACCAGAAGAAAAUGCAGCAGUCCUGGUAGCAAAGGGUGUGAAAUAGGAGAACAUUUCCUAUGUACUACUCAUCCACAUAUUUUUGGAUCUCUAUUGGCAUCUUAUUGUUGACAGCACUUGGAGUUAAAGUUUAUAAACUUAAAAUUAAGAAAAUUUCCAAUAAACUAGCACAAGAAAUUCAGUGGAAACUCUAGCUAUGCAGGAGAUGGUAAAAGUAAUUUGUGGCAGAACACAGAGGAAGACUGAAUAGGUCAGUAAGGUCAGCUCUGAAAGUAGGUACUUGGUACCUACAUGGGGCCAUUGUUUCACUAGUGACAUUAUCAACAAAGCAAAAGGCAAAUAUCUGGACAAAACCUCUUCCCACCCAUAUUGCUCAGUUUCUACUUCAGUCAUGCUGAAAUUUCUCCUUAUUUGCUUUCUAAUCUUCUACCCUCUCCAUCCUUUGGGAGGGCAAGCUUCUCUGAUAGUGCUGUGGGAGCGGCUACUUCAGAUGAAAUAUGUGUUUACCCUCGUGGUGCUAUCCUGUUACAAUGGCAAAUGACUUAGCAUAGAUGUAUAGCUUACUAGUUUAACUGACAGAAGCUUGUUUCAUGAAUGUCCCUCUCAAGGAGUGGUUUACAUCUUCAUAUGCUACAGCUAUAAUAUAGUAUGGGGAGGUGAUAGAAAUCCCCCAAAUGACAGCCUUUUUCUGAGCACUCAAAUCUCUUGGAAAAAGCGGGUUGAAUUGCUGAACAUCAGCUAAGGAUGAAUCUGCAUCUAGACUCUGGAUUCUAGAAAGUUUAAACUUAGGGUAUAUUUGGAUAUAUUUCCUUUCUCUGCAUAGGCUGAGGCAAUGCUUGUAUGCAGUUAGGCCUGCCUAUAUCUUGACUCAAAACUGUAUUUGAGCAUUGGGACAUUUUCUGACUUUUUCAUGUCUUCUGGCAGAAGUGCCCAUAGUGAAAGAGCCUGGCUUAUUUAACAGUCUAUUAAGUGCAGCAGAAGUGCAGGGCAAGGCUCCAGGAAGGGAAAACAUUUGUACAUGUGGGUAGAUACUAAAUUGUAAUUUACUGAUUCUCAUCUUCUAAUUCCAUAAUGACAUUCUGGGCUGAACUGUUUUUCAAAGGAGAAAAAAUUAGAAGAAAUGAAAGAAUAAUAAUUAUAAAAUGUAUCAACAGACAAUGUUGGAGACUGUCAAGAAGAGACAGAUAUAAAGUCAGGAGCAUUUUAUACAAACUUCUUUUGCAUGCUCCUUAAGUACAGAAAGCAGAAUUACUGGUUGGCACAUUUGUUUUUAUGCUUUCCUUGAUUUGUGCCUUAAUGAAAACUAAUCAAAUGUAUAGUGUUACAGAGAAGCAAAGUCCCACUCCAACCUCAAAGAAAGAGUUCAUCUGGAGGCAAAGUCAAAGGAGACAAUAGUAUGUCUAUAUUUUCCAUUUAGGAGUGCAAGGUAUGCUGACAUUGAUAGGAGAAAACAUAACAUCCUUCUUUAACUCUGGUGUAUAUCCUUCACCACUUGGCACGUGGCAGUGGACAAUUCAAGUAAAACAAUGGAGCAUUAGGAUGAACUAAGGGGAAGUGAAUACUGAUGAAGACUGUUUAUGAAAACAGGCCUAUAAACCCCCUGAAUCUAAUAAUGCUGCUAGCAGGGAGCAUCUGAAGACAAACAUUUCCUGCUUGUUUAAUGAAAUUCCUUAACAUAUGAUGAAAACUUCUGAGCUUUCUGAGGCUAAUGUCAAUGUUGAGGGUGGGACAAAAACCAACCUGAUUUUCUUUCAUUCUAGGAGCUGCAACAACAUUAACAAUGUAAAUUCACCACUUUUCUAAAACAAAAUAUUGAUGAGGUACACCAUUUUGGCAUGACACAGAUAGUCUUUCAUAUCUCCCAAAUUCUUAAAAGAAGAGGAAGUGUGCAUAGGAAGUAUCUUGUAUUCAAUCUAUUUCAAUUCUCCAGGACAGCAUUCCUGUGGACUUGUGAUUGAGUUCUCUCCUUUGCAGAGACAGAUUAUACCUGUUUCCAGCCUUCCCCCACUCAUCUGUAAUUUUGAUAGCAUUUAUAGGUUUUCUGUCAAUUCUGCUAAGGCAUUCUACCUCUCAGUUAAGCUUCUGUGGAUGUUGCUGAUCUUUCCUCAUCCCUGAGGCUAUUUUCUCCAUUUCUUCCUGGAUUGUUGCACAACAGCCCCAGGAAGCCCAUACCAUCAGGUACCGCCAACCAUGUCCUAAGAUUAAAAGACACAGUGGCAAUUUGUUAAUCAGAUGAUGACAGUAAACAAGGAAGUAUGAGAAUGAGCCAAGAGAUUCCCUGGAUUCACUGGGAGGGUGGAUUGCUGGUAAAACCUUUGUCAUAGUCCAACCUGGGCAAGGUUUCCUAGGGGACAGAAAUGAUCAAAUGAUCAUCUCAAAAAUUAGAGACACUGAUUCAGGAGUGUCUGCCCUCAAAAGAAAAGUAUCUUAGCUAGAUAAAUAGUGGUAAGAAGCUGCUUCCUUUACCUCUGUUCUCUUUUAUCAUUAAUUUAAAGGAAAGAGGCAUGGUGCAUAGAGUUUCAGGGAUAGUGAAAGACUUGCCUGAGCAAAGUAGAGCAAGGAGAGAGCUUCAUCCACCCAUGGGUGUUUGCAUUUGGAGAAGGUGAAGUUAGUCUUGUUCGUAGCAGCAUCAAACUUUGGUUUUGGACCAAAACUAAACAAUGCUGAAAUCUAAUCAUUUUUCUAAUGGUCCCUUUCUGCUACUCUUCAAAAAUGUCCAUCUGUCUUGUGGGCUCACCACUCUGACCUGAGCAGAAGUGAGAUCUUUCAAAGAAAACAUGGGAAUUCAGCUGUAUUCAACUAUUGUUGUCUCAUUGGUGGGGCUCUACCACCCUUUAGCCCUUCCUGCCAUUUGCCAUUUAAAUAUGGAGUGUCUUGGAAUCCCAGAUGUCUAAAAAACUCAGUAGGUAUCUCCUAGCCUUUAAAUAACUCUGCUUGAGUGAGUUGUGUAUGAAAAAUCUGUUCCUGCAGAUUUUAUUCCGUUCUUAGAAAAAACACAGUAACAACCAAAACCUAUGACAAAACUGAAUGCAUGUGUUCAAUGGAUGGAUUUACUGAUGAGAUAAAGCAGAGGCUCACAAGUAUUCCCAUUUCAGAAGGUCAUUGAAAGUUAAAGACUGUACAAAACAUUUAACCCUGAAUUCAGUGAUGAAAAGCUAGGAAAAUGGAUAGUCUCUGCAGGGCUGUCUUACCUACAGCCAAUUUCAGUCAAUUAAUUCUACUGUUUGAAUUCCCUCACCCUAAUCUACCUGGCAACAAGACAUUAUUUAACUUUUCUCAUUAGGUCAUUCAUUGCACUUCCCAUAUUACAAUUAUGUAGCUCAUCCAGACUUUUACAGCUGAAGGAAAUGGCUGUGAAAAUCCAGAAUGUGUUGUGGUUGCUGAGGAGACCUGAAGCAGAGGCAGGCUAGUACUGCUGCAACUUGGAGCUAGAAGCCACCUAAUGAAGAUGUCAGCACCAGACACAGUAGCUUUCUAAAUGCACAUGUAUACAUACUGCAUAUAUUAUAUAUAUCCAUAUAUGGGAAAGUAAAACUGUAGAAAAGUGCAUGCAUAACUCCAAAUGUGAAUCACAACUAGUGCUGCCACAUUUUCAUGCUAUGGUUGAAAGGAAAGAGCUUUUUGUCCUGUGUCAUGUACGAAAAGUACAAUGAAGAGCUAGAUUUCUUCCCGCUUGCCAGCACAUCAGUUUAAGGAUAGCUGUGUCCAAGGAAAAUGCAAAACACAUGCCAAUGAAAUGGCCCAAAGGACUUACUAUCACAGUGAUGUUCUCUUCUGUCACACCAAGUACAUGGAAGAGUUUUGUUCAAAGCUUCAAAGUGGACGAACUGCUUCAGUUAGGUGUGAUAGAAACCCAGGCAGAAAAAGCCUUUUUCUCUGCCAAUUAAAACUGAGGAAAGUGGGUAAAAAAAAGAUGGAAAAAUCAAAGUAAGACAGAAACUAUCUUAAUACUUGUAGUUUGAGUGUUAAACUGAAAGAAGGAAUGAAAGUCAAAAAUAACAAAUUAAAGCCUGAACAUCAUGUUCAAUGGAUUUCUAAUUCUGUAUAUAUCUAUUAAACCAGUGCUAUAUGAUAUCUUCUCAUGGGUUACUUUCUUUUUCCUGUUCCUCUUCUUUUUUUUUUUUUUUCAGUUUGUAUAUUGAUUUUGUAAGCUAGCAGUGUGUUACCUUUUCAAUUUUUUAAAACUUGUAUGAAAGCCAUAUAUCCAUAUUGUAGAAUGAAAGCAUUAAUCCUGUAACAUCCCUUAAUGUUUCCUUUAGCUCUGUGGGAUUGUGGGGGGCUCUAGCGAAUGUAUAUGUUUACCAAUUGUAUCAACAUAAUUUACUUGCUCUUAGUGGCGAUAAAGAAUUAAAUAAACUAAUACACAGACA
Molecule: messenger RNA, 7708 nt
Organism: Lepidothrix coronata (blue-crowned manakin)
Lineage: Eukaryota; Metazoa; Chordata; Aves; Passeriformes; Pipridae
Gene: PTN
Product: pleiotrophin
Exons: 5
Coding region: 302-799 (165 amino acids)
Molecular function (GO): growth factor activity
Source: RefSeq, a predicted model, not a curated record